AUGAAGGCACCUCUGGUCCCAGUGGCCCUCUUGGCCACCCUGUCCGCCGCUGCGCCAGGCAACUACUACAUCGACUGCAGCGCGCCUACGGCGGGCAACGGUACCCUCGAGGGCCCGUGGAACUCGCUCGACGCGGCCAACAAGUUCACGUUUCGGCCCGGAGACACCCUCGCGUUAAAGUCCAAUGUGACGUGCGCCGGCACGCUGAGUCCGCUCGGCAGCGGCAACUCGACCGACCCCAUCCGCCUCACGUCUUACCCGGCGGACUCGAUCCUGGGCCCGCCCGUCGUCGACGGCAACGGAGCCAACUCGUCGCUGCUGCUCACCAACCAGGACUACUGGCGCAUCUCGAAGCUGGCCUUUACGAACCCCGCCGCGAGCCUCGGGCGGCGGCAGGGGAUCCUGAUCAUGGCCGAUGACGGCAAGGCACAUUUCGGCAUAACCAUCGACCACAACCACGUGUUCGAUGUGGCCGGCCAGACAAACAAGGCAAACUUCAGUGCCGACUUUGCAAACUCGGCCGGCAUCGAGCUGGGGGCGCUCAACGGCAGCACGUACGUCGAUGUCUGGGUCCGGGACAAUGUCGUCAACGACUGCGGCGGCGGCGGCAUCAAGGUGCGGCCGGGGCAGAUGGACGUCAACGGCAAGAACAUCCGCGUGUCGCACAACUCCAUCGACGCCUGCGGCGGCGACGGGAUCCUCAUUUCGUACGCCGACUCACCCAGCAUCGACCACAACGUGGCGUCCAACCUCGGCAAGGGAAAGUACCCAUGGACUGGGGGAAACUUUGCCGGGAUGUGGGUUAUGGCCUCGCACAACCCCGUCAUGCGUCACAACGUGGUGUACGGCAGCAUCAUGAGCCUAUAUGAUAGCCAGGCCUUUGACUGCGACUGGGGCGUGUCGGGGACGUGCCUGGUCGAGUACAACUACAGUCACGACAACGCAGGCGGGGCAUUCCUCGACUGCGACGGGUGCGGCAUCUCCCGCGGGACCAAGCAAAUCGUGCGCUACAACAUCUUCGAGAACGACUGCCGCAUGAUUAGCGUCAGCGAGCACUCGUCGCUCGAGUUUUACAACAACAUCAUGUACUGCACCGAAAAGGACUUUAACAUUCACGUCCCUCAGACCACGCGCUUCGCCAACAACAUCUUUGUCGGGCGGAGCAACGCCUCCCUGCCCGCCGCGAGCGGCAUCACCUGGGACAACAACAUCUUUGAGACGGUGACGCCGCCGACGGAGAACGGCCUCGUGGGCGACCCCAAGUUCCUGAAGCCCGGGGUGGCGGGCAAGACGCUGGGCGCGGGCUUCGGCUAUCGCCUGCGCGAGGGCUCCCUGGCGUUGGGCACCGGAAAGGUCAUUGAGAACAGCGGGGGCUUUGACUAUUUUGGCAAUGCUGUCGAGGCAAACUACGGAUACCCGCUGUAUGCGCUGGGCGAGUUCUUGCAGCCCCUCGGCAAAGAUGUCAAGACGAACCACUUCUAUCACCAGGCGAAGCUCGCCGAGCCGGGUGCAAUUGCGGUAGUCAGGCCAAACGUCGACACCGUCUAUUCGGAGCUCUUCAUCGACUUGUCCACGUCUGACCUCGUGCUUACCGUUCCCGAGUUUGAUGGCCGAUACUGGUCGCAGGCGUUUUUCGACCUAUAUGCAAACAACAUCGGCAACAUUGGAAACCUCGGCAAGGACAAGCCCGGCAAGUACUUGGUGCGGUACACCCCAGACAACGCCGGGGUGCAGUACAAAGGAGUGGAGGGAGGGUUCAAGGCGUACAUCAACGUUCCCACCCCCUACGCCAUCUCCAGUACGAGGAUCCUGGUGCAGAGCGCCAAAGGGGACAUUGACAAGGUUCAUGGAUUCCAGAAGCGGCUGCUGGUUACUGAGCGACCGCGAUUCGACACCUCGACCGUCCCCCGGUUCAACCUGAGCUUGUUCUGGGAUCCAGCUCACCGCCCUGGGCCCAAGACUUCCGUGGAGGUUGCAAUCCUAAGACUGACAGCGGCCCUUUGCGGACACAAUCAGCCGUACCUCCCCCAAGACAGGACUUGGGUCGCGGGCCUUUUGAAGAAUGCAGGCAUCGCCGGCGGGCGCUUCACGCAGCCGCAAGGAACCAACUUGACAAAGGCCACGGCCGCAGCCAACGCCUCGGUUGCUGCCCUGCGCGCCACGCCGGGCUUCGUCGAGAAUCUGGGCAACAACUGGACUUUGAACCAGCCAAUGGGCCUAUACGGCUCAUACUACCAGGCGCGGUACUUUAUCGCUGCGCGCGGGUAUCUCGCCAUCACCAAGGAACAGGUCCUGUAUCCGGCCACGCCCACGCUGGAGCUCGGGGCCAACCAGUCGUACAUCAUCAGGUUCUCCCGCCGGCCCAAGACCGCCGACGGUGGCUUCUGGAGCUUGACUGUGUAUGGACCGGAUCAGUUCCUGGUGCCUAACCCGCUCAAGCGCUACGCCCUGGGUGACCGGAGCAACCUCACGUUUCCGGAUGGCCGUCCGCUGUCCAAGGGUGCGGACGGCCCGUUCGACAUUCUUGUUCAGCCGAGCGAUGUGAAGCCGCCGUCAAACUGGACUAGCAAUUGGCUGCCCGUUAACGCUGGUGGUGGCCAGUUUUCAAUCAAUCUGCGCUUUUACGGAGCUACCGAUGAGCUUGCCGAUGGCUCGUAUACAUACCCCAAAUUCAUCCUUGGGGGGUCCGUACGCGGGUGA
Purpureocillium lilacinum is the source of this 2700-nucleotide messenger RNA. Lineage: Eukaryota; Fungi; Ascomycota; Sordariomycetes; Hypocreales; Ophiocordycipitaceae. The record is from RefSeq and is a predicted model, not a curated record.